AUGGGGGGUGUUUCGGAAGACGGAAGCCUUUCAGCAAACAACAGCCCACCCUCCAUCUUAGAUGAGCUGGCGAUCCGGGGUCUCGGACUUCUCCUAUUCCGACUGGCACAAGGUGACAACAACGCCAAAAUGCGCCUCCUCCUCACCCUCGGCGCCAUCCUCGGUGUCCUAACCACCUUGAUGUACACACUAGACUCGCACCUGGAGAAGUUCUACAUCUUCACGCCUUCCGGCCUACACACGCUCUCUCAGGAAGCCAUUGCCCUACACGGCAACGACACAGCUUCAGUAGUCUCCCACAUCGUCACUUCCCUCUCCGCAAUCCACGGGCCCCACAUCAACCUCGACGAAGAAUGGAUCUUCAACAACGCCGGCGGUGCCAUGGGCGCCAUGUACAUUAUCCACGCGUCCAUUACUGAGUAUCUGAUUAUUUUUGGUACUGCGAUUGGAACGGAGGGUCACACCGGACGGCAUACCGCGGAUGACUACUUCCAUAUUCUCAAGGGCGAGCAGGUGGCUUAUGCGCCUGGCAAGGGCGUUUAUGGGGCUGAGAGGUAUCCGCAGGGGAGUGUGCAUCAUCUUACUAGGGGCGAUGUCAAGCAGUAUAAGAUGGAGGGUGAAUGCUUUGCGUUGGAGUAUGCGAGGGGGUGGAUCCCGCCUAUGCUUGGGUUUGGGACUACCGUGGUUACUGGGCGGGAGAUGAUUGGAAACUUGAUGAUGGGCAAGUUGUGA
Molecule: messenger RNA, 732 nt
Organism: Alternaria ethzedia
Lineage: Eukaryota; Fungi; Ascomycota; Dothideomycetes; Pleosporales; Pleosporaceae
Gene: ERG1
Product: Squalene epoxidase
Exons: 4
Coding region: 1-732 (243 amino acids)
Biological process (GO): ergosterol biosynthetic process
Cellular component (GO): endoplasmic reticulum
Source: RefSeq, a predicted model, not a curated record